This is a messenger RNA of Prosopis cineraria, 697 nucleotides long. Its product is annotated as miraculin-like. Gene Ontology annotation, molecular function: endopeptidase inhibitor activity. The transcript has a single exon. The record is from RefSeq and is a predicted model, not a curated record. Lineage: Eukaryota; Viridiplantae; Streptophyta; Magnoliopsida; Fabales; Fabaceae. Bases 15 to 644 code for a protein of 209 amino acids.
UUUGCAAGAGAACAAUGAAAACUUCACUUGUCGCAUUAUUUGUGCUGCUCUAUGCCUUGAGCAUGGGCCUUCAAUCACUGCUUGUAGCAGCUGAUGAUGCUUCCCCAAGGCAAGUGGUUGACACAACAGGCAAGGUUCUCCGAGCUGGCUCCAAUUACUACAUUCUUCCUGUUGCUCCCAUUAUCAAAUGUGCACCUCAUGGCCGAUGUUGGAGUCGCGAUGCCGGCUUCUCACUCGCCGGCAUCGGAAAAUAUUGCCCGCUUGAUGUGGUGGUGGGGGAUAGAUAUCGUGCCUUACCAGUCACAUUCACACCUUUGAACCCCAAGAAGGGCGUGAUUCCUGUCUAUAGUGAUCUAAACAUUCAGUUCUCUGGGUACAAUAAGUGUCCUCAGUCCACAGUGUGGAAGCUUGAUCGGUUUGAUGCUUCGUCAAAUCAUUGGUUCGUGACAACUGGUGGCAUUCUGGGGGAACCAGGAUGGAAGAUUGAAGAGUAUGGAGGAGAUUAUAAGCUUGUUUAUUGUCCAAGUGGGUGCAAAUCUUGCAGACGUCUGUGCAAAAAUGUCGGAGUUUUUGUAGAUGAGAAAGGUAACAACCGCGUGGCACUCACUGAUGCUCCUUACAAAGUCAAGUUCCAGGAGGCAUGAUCAAGAUCAAGUACAAGGCUUCAAGCUUUUUCCAAUUGUUAAGACUACUUUGA